Molecule: messenger RNA, 2651 nt
Organism: Cydia splendana
Lineage: Eukaryota; Metazoa; Arthropoda; Insecta; Lepidoptera; Tortricidae
Gene: NUCB1
Product: nucleobindin-2
Exons: 10
Coding region: 185-1927 (580 amino acids)
Cellular component (GO): endoplasmic reticulum-Golgi intermediate compartment; extracellular exosome
Molecular function (GO): calcium ion binding
Source: RefSeq, a predicted model, not a curated record
AUUUAUUCGCGUAAUGGAAUAACAUGAGUAACGAGAAUAACAAGCUACUGUACAAUUUGUUUUCUUAACCGUUUUGUUAAAACGUAUUAAUUUAUUAAUAAAGGGUGAAAAUCUAUACUGUAUGAUUCAUCGCGGUUUUUAGAAAGGAUACUUAUUUGUGAUCUAGACAUUACAACACAUUACAAUGAGAUUAUUUCUUAGUCUGUUGUGUGUAACAGUAAUACUCCACUGUUCUUACGCUCCUCCAGUGACUCCUGAUAAGUCUGAUGAAAAAGACAGUGAGAUUAAAGAUGAUUUGGAGGAGUACAUGGAAUACCACCGCUACUUGAAAGAGGUCGUGCAAGCUCUGGAGAGUGACCCUGACUUUAGGGAGCGCUUGGAAAAGGCCGAUCAGGAGGAUGUGCGGUCGGGUAAGAUAGCAGAGCAGCUGGACUUCGUGAACCACAAUGUGAGGACCAAGCUGGAUGAGAUCAAGCGGCGCGAACUAGAGAGGCUGCGGCAUUUGGCCACGAAGCAAUACGAGUUGACAAAUCACCUAGACACGGACAUGGGAAAAGUACCUACCAACGAGCACUUGGACCACAACAACCCUCACACCUUCGAGAUUGAGGAUCUAAAGAAGCUCAUCAAGAAGACCACAGCUGACUUGGAAGCGGCAGACAAGGAGAGAAAGAAGCAGUUUAAGGAAUACGAAAUGGAGAAGGAAUUCGAGAAGCAUCAAAAAUUGGAAUCGUUAGAUGAGACUCAAAAGAAAGAGUACUUAGAAAAAGAAAAGCAAGAGGAAGAUGCAAAGAAACAACAUAAACCGCUGCGACACCCUGCGACCAGAGAACAGUUGUUAGACUUGUGGAAAACCGCCGAUAAUAUGGACCCGAAAGACUUCAACCCAAAAGUGUUUUUCAUGAUGCACGACGUUGACGGCAACGGCGUGUGGGACGCGGACGAGGUGAAGGCGCUAUUCAUCAAGGAGCUAGACAAGAUGUACGGGCCGGGCGGGCCCAACAAGGACCUGCGCGAGCGCGCCGAGGAGAUGGAGCGCAUGCGCGAGCACGUGUUCCACGAGAACGACCGUAACCGCGACGGACUUAUCGAUUUCCACGAGUUUAUGCUCGAGACGCAGCGCGCGGAAUUCAACCGGGAUGAGGGCUGGAAACCGAUUGAAGAGAACCAGAUCUACACGCAGCAGGAAUAUGAUGAGUUUGAGAGGAGGCGACUGGAUGAACUGAAAUAUCUGCAACAGCGAGGUUUGAUUGAUGCCCACGGUCGGCCGGUGCCGGGAGCCCACCACCAGUUGCAGCAGUACCAGCAGCAACAGUACGCAGCGCAGCAACAAGCCUACCACCAGGCUCAACAACAGGGCUACCACCACCCGGCCGGCCAGCCGCAGUACCAGCAACAGUUCCAGCAACCACCACAAUUCCAGGGCCAACAACCUCCCCACGGGCAGUUCCAAGGUCAACAACCACCUCAGGGACAAUUCCAGGGAUAUCAAGGCCAGCAGGGACAAUUCCAACCACCCCAGGGACAGUACCAGGGUCAACAACCCCCGCAGGGACAGUACCAAGCUCAACAACCUCAGGGACAGUUCCAACCUCAACAACCACCGCAGGGACAGUUCCAACCUCAACAACCACCGCAGGGACAGUUCCAAGCGCAGCAACCGCCUCAGGGACAGUUCCAAGCGCAGCAACCACCGCAGGGACAGGUCCAAGCCCAACAACCCCCGCAGGGACAGGUCCAAGGCCAGCAGCCUCCACAAAACCAGGGCCAGCAACCCCCCCAACAGCAUCAAGCUAAGCCGGAACAAGCCCAGUUCCAGCAGCAAGCGCCAGCUCAGCAACACCAGAACGUCAAUGUGAACCAACAGCCAGCCGCGCCCCCGGCGCAGGGCCAAGCGCCGGCCGCACACGUAGACACACCUAAAUAACUUCAAAUCUCCACGUAAAUGUAAUACUACUUUUGAAAUUGUACGCUUCGGGUAUAUUUGUAUUCCGCGAAUAUUGGUGGCAUACACAAAGGAACAGAAGUGCAAAUUAUAGUUGUAGUUUGACAAAUACUUCACGACCUCUUUAGUUGUUUUACAAAUUUUCUUUAUAAAUAACGCCAAACAUACAGGUCGCAAGGUCUUACAAUAUAAUACAUAGAUACAAUAUUCAUAACUUAUAUAUUCGGCAGUUUAAAAAACUCCUCGACGUUGUAAGUACACAGUAAACAGCCACUUUCUAUUUUAAUUUCACACCUGUCGAUUUUUCUAUUUUUUGUAUUUAUAAUAUUUAUUGAAGUGACAGGUCUCAAAUUGCGAGUAACGAUAACGUACACCAUAAUUUAGGUUAGCUGUCUAACCCAUGACCUUAUUAAUCUUCUGUCUGAUUAGUGUGUACAGAGAUGUGUUUGCCUGUUAUUUUUGUUAUUCCUUUUACAUGCAACCGCCCUCUGUAGCUCAAAUAGGAAAGUUACCGGAGAGCACAACGGAAAUCGUAGUAUAGUAUCCUGAAACGAAAGCUACUGAAUGUGUCUCAUGAACUGUUUUGUCCCAAAAUUUUGUUUUCGUUCAUGUACUGUGCCGAAUUAGUGUCAGUUGUUUGAAAUUACAUUACAUAUUUGUAAUAGUUUAUAAUAAACGCUUUGAAAUAUAAAUUGUUAUGGCAUAA